This is a messenger RNA of Suricata suricatta (meerkat), 3504 nucleotides long. RefSeq names its product ubiquitin specific peptidase 4 (gene USP4). Bases 42 to 2936 code for a protein of 964 amino acids. Gene Ontology annotation, biological process: protein deubiquitination. Lineage: Eukaryota; Metazoa; Chordata; Mammalia; Carnivora; Herpestidae. The record is from RefSeq and is a predicted model, not a curated record. The transcript has 22 exons. Gene Ontology annotation, molecular function: cysteine-type deubiquitinase activity.
AGGCGGAUGUCCGGGCCGGCUGGGCCGGGGCCGCGGACGAGAUGGCGGAAGGUGGAGGCUGUCGUGAGCGACCGGAUGCGGAGACCCAGAAAUCGGAGCUCGGGCCCUUGAUGAGGACCACGCUCCAACGAGGGGCGCAGUGGUAUCUUAUUGACAGCCGGUGGUUCAAGCAGUGGAAGAAGUAUGUGGGCUUCGACAGCUGGGAUAUGUACAAUGUGGGUGAACACAAUCUGUUUCCUGGCCCGAUAGAUAAUUCUGGACUCUUUUCAGAUCCGGAGAGUCAGACCUUGAAAGAACAUUUAAUUGAUGAAUUGGACUAUGUAUUGGUCCCAACCGAGGCCUGGAAUAAAUUACUCAACUGGUAUGGCUGUGUAGAAGGCCAGCAGCCCAUUGUCAGAAAAGUUGUGGAGCAUGGCCUGUUUGUCAAGCACUGCAAGGUGGAGGUAUAUUUGCUGGAACUGAAGCUCUGUGAGAAUAGUGACCCCACCAAUGUGCUGAGUUGCCAUUUCAGCAAGGCAGACACCAUUGCGACCAUCGAGAAGGAGAUGCGGAAGCUGUUCAAUAUCCCUGCUGAGCGUGAAACACGGCUGUGGAACAAAUACAUGAGCAACACUUACGAGCAGCUGAGCAAGCUAGACAACACUGUCCAGGAUGCGGGGCUGUACCAGGGUCAGGUGCUAGUAAUUGAGCCCCAAAAUGAAGAUGGCACAUGGCCGAGGCAGACUUUGCAGUCAAAAUCAAGCACUGCACCUAGCAGAAAUUUUCCUACCUCUCCAACAUCAUCAGCAAGUCCCUAUUCCUCAGUGUCUGCCUCUCCCAUUGCAAAUGGUGAUAGCACUAACACCUCUGGGAUGCACAGUUCCGGUGUCAGCAGGGGUGGAUCUGCCUUCUCUUCUUCGUAUAAUUGUCAGGAGUCCCCAUCGCCUCACAUACAGCCUGGGCUCUGCGGACUGGGAAACCUUGGGAACACUUGCUUCAUGAACUCUGCUUUACAGUGCUUGAGCAACACCGCACCACUGACUGACUACUUUCUCAAAGAUGAGUAUGAGGCUGAGAUCAACAGAGACAAUCCGCUGGGAAUGAAAGGGGAAAUUGCAGAAGCCUACGCAGAGCUCAUUAAACAGAUGUGGUCUGGAAGGGACGCUCAUGUGGCACCUCGCAUGUUCAAAACCCAAGUGGGACGUUUUGCCCCUCAGUUUUCUGGCUACCAGCAACAAGACUCUCAGGAGUUGUUAGCCUUUCUUCUAGAUGGAUUGCACGAAGAUCUGAACCGAGUAAAGAAGAAGCCCUACCUGGAGCUGAAGGAUGCCAAUGGGCGGCCAGAUGCGGUGGUGGCAAAGGAAGCCUGGGAAAAUCACAGGUUGAGGAAUGACUCUGUGAUUGUGGACACGUUUCAUGGUCUCUUCAAAUCUACUUUGGUUUGCCCAGAAUGCGCUAAGGUUUCUGUGACCUUUGACCCAUUUUGCUAUUUAACUCUCCCACUGCCCCUGAAGAAAGAUAGAGUUAUGGAGGUCUUCCUGGUUCCUGCUGACCCUUGCUGUAGACCUACUCAGUACCGCGUGGUUGUGCCGUUGAUGGGAGCCGUGUCUGACCUGUGCGAGGCUCUCUCCAGGCUGUCUGGCAUUGCUGCGGAAAACAUGGUGGUCACAGAUGUAUAUAAUCACCGGUUCCACAAAAUUUUCCAAAUGGAUGAAGGUUUAAACCACAUCAUGCCUCGGGAUGACAUUUUUGUGUACGAGGUCUGCAGCACCUCCGCCGAUGGCUCCGAGUGUGUCACGCUUCCAGUCUACUUCAGGGAAAAGAAGUCCAGGCCAUCGAGCACUUCCUCCGGGGCAGUGCUCUAUGGGCAGCCACUGCUGGUUUCUGUUCCCAAGCACAAGCUAACCCUCGAGGCUCUGUACCAGGCCGUUUGUGAGCGUAUCAGCCGCUAUAUAAAACAGCCUUUGCCUGAUGAGUCUGGCAGCUCGCCCUUGGAGCCGGGGUCCUGCAAUGGCUCCAGGGGCAGCUGCGAAGGAGAAGAUGAAGAAGAAAUGGAGCAUCAGGACGAAGGCAAAGAGCAGCUUUCAGACACAGAAGGCAGUGGGGAGGACGAGCUGGGAAGUGACCGCGGUGAGACCACCCAAAAGAAGGUCAAAGGCGAGUCCUGCCCGAAAAGGCUUUUUACCUUCAGCCUCGUGAACUCCUACGGAACAGCUGAUAUAAAUUCCCUUGCAACUGAUGGAAAACUACUUAAACUCAACUCUCGAUCCACACUGGCCAUCGAUUGGGACAGUGAGACCCGGAGCCUUUAUUAUGAUGAGCAAGAAUCUGAGGCCUAUGAGAAGCACGUGAGCAUGUUGCAGCCUCAGAAGAAGAAGAAGACCGCGGUGGCCCUGAGAGACUGCAUCGAGCUCUUCACCACCAUGGAGACCCUAGGGGAGCAUGACCCCUGGUACUGUCCCAACUGUAAGAAGCAUCAACAGGCCACGAAGAAGUUUGACCUGUGGUCCUUGCCGAAGAUCCUGGUGGUCCACCUCAAACGUUUCUCCUACAACAGAUACUGGAGAGAUAAACUCGACACAGUUGUGGAAUUCCCGGUCAGAGCUCUAAACAUGUCCGAGUUUGUCUGUGACCUGUCAGCAAGGCCUUAUGUGUACGACCUCAUUGCCGUGUCUAAUCAUUACGGAGCCAUGGGGGUUGGCCACUACACCGCAUACGCGAAGAACAAACUGAACGGGAAAUGGUAUUAUUUUGAUGACAGCAAUGUGUCCCUGGCCUCCGAGGAUCAGAUAGUGACAAAAGCAGCUUACGUGCUAUUUUACCAACGUCGAGAUGAUGAAUUUUGUAAGACACCUUCACUCGUCAGUUUUCCUGGAGCCUCUGAGGGAGGGACGAGCCCAAGCAGCUCACAGCAGGGCAUGGGGGACGACGAGGCUUGCGGCAUGGACACCAACUGACGCUGUCCCCGGGCCUCUGCCGUCCCACAGCACCAGUGUAAUCCCCCAGGAGGACAUCUUUGACACCUUGGAGACUACUAGUCUAAAAACCAGAUGAGGAAAUUCCCUUUUAUGAACAGAAGGAAAAAAAAAAGACCCUGUUUGCUCAGAAGGAUUAUGUCAAGAGGCUGAAUUCUUUCCUUUUACACAGGUGGUGAGAAAUUUCUUGUAAGACCUGCGGAGCUGGAAGUUAGGGGGCGGGGGGCGCACAGUGGAGUGUGUCCUGUGCAUUCAAAGAAUGGAGAGGAACACUGAGUAUGAAGACCUGCAGCAGGCUGCCCUGAGUCCUGGAGUUCUUACUCUGGUGCUGAUUACCCGUCACCCCAGCAGUGUGCCCACAGUAAACCAAGCCUCAAGUUCACUUGAUGUUGUCCCCUGCUCCCUCGCUGUGCACUGAGAUGGCUUUUAAUUCCCUCAAAAUUAGCCACUGAAGCCCGUUUCUGUGUCCCUUUAAGCCAUCUUGGAAUUUCCAUCUUUCUUCCCUCUAAUGAAAUGAAAAUAUUUGGUGUUGGGGUCUCCUGCCCCUCAA